UUAUGUGUUUAUUGCACAGUAUACAGGUGCAUACGUGUUUAUUUACACUGUGUGGCAUAACUACACUUACCUCCAAAGUCUAGACACUCUUGUUUUUGUACAAUUAUACAGCAUAUCAUAAAUAGAAAAUUCGUUUUAUUUCCAUGUUAUAUAUGAGGUAGCAAACAUUGAUAGAAAGUAAAGGUAUGCAACAAUACAAAAGAAAAUUGUAUCUAUGUUUUAAUAUUAAGAGAGAUUUACUAUAAAGUUAAGACUAUCGUAUUAAAGCAAGAUGCAUAUGAUAUUUCUUAAUUAAAGAAGAGUCUGAUGAUAUGUUUAUACUGAAGAUGGCGUCUGUGCAGAUCUUUUGUUUUUUAAAUUCUAAUAUGCUUGUCUCUACGCUUACGCUAGAAUGACGUCACGUUAACGUGCGGUGACUACGACCAAGAAAGAGCGCGACUUUAUUAUAUAUAAUGUUUUAGAUCAAGAGCAUAUUAGAAUCAAAAUAAUUUAUAGCAAAAGAGUGUUUUAACACUUUUUAUACACUCGAGCGGUAAUACGUCGUACAAGUAAUUUCACUCGGGCUGCGCCGUCGUGGAAUUAUUACGCCCGACGGUAUAACCGCCCACCGUGCAUAAAUAGUGUUAAAACAAUCUUUUGCUAUAAAUUAUUUCUUAAUUAAUUUUCGAUAGGCCUGUAUUAUAACAUACUUACGUUUACUGACUUCCCAAAGUCAACACUAUACCUAAUUACGUUUAUUUUUAAGAGUCUUCCAUAUACAAACAUAUGGACCAUGACAUAUUUUGGUGUUUUUCUUUUUUAGUUUUAUUUAAAAUUUACGUCGCUGACGUUUCUUUUUGAAGAUGCCUCAGGCAGUACCGUUUGAAAAUUCCUAUAGCAUUAUUCAUUAUAUUUUUCUAUUAUAUUAAAUUAAUAUUUAUAUUCAUAUAUACAUUCCAAUAUGUAUCACCAUCGGAUAAGACUAAUUGUACAUUUUAAAAAUACAUCAAUUACUAUACGGAGUACGAGUGUGUCCUUUUUUUUUAAAAAAAAACAAACAAACAAAUUAUAGCAAAUUAAGAGCAGAUUUUCUGCGUGAAAGCCAACAUGAUGCCCUACUCCUAAGGAAUGGCAACCAUAAAAUGCAAGCUAUUCCAGCAAUAUAUUGUAGUUACUCGCCCUUGUAAGCAAACUUUUGGGCGGUACAGUAAAAUAGUUUCGUUAAGAAUGUAAACAUUUAAAGAUAAGAAGUUAAAACUCAAUUGAAAAUAUCUGCUACAUUGUAUACACGUCCGUGUCUGCUUCUAAUGACCUACUUACACAAGCAGACUUUGGACUACAUAUACUUAUUAAAGGCUGACAAUAUACAUGUAUGUGCAUUGUACUUUCGCUACGUGCUAAACACAUAUUUUUUAAAUAAUGUACAAAUGAAUGAGGGUCGUUUACAAUAUUUUCGUUACAGAACUUAAGAUAUCUUGUUACGAUUAAAUCUUUUCCUGUAUCUUGAUACAUUUAUAUGCACAAAAUGCUUAAACCUAUAUUUAUAACAAACGUUUUUCACUCACAAAAUACAUUCAGUCCAUUUAGUACACUUAUACUACAUGUACUACAUGAUUUGCAUUUCUUAAAAAAAACUAAUGGCAUUUUAAAAUAUAUUUCGCCGUGGCCACACCUUUAAAUGUAACAUUUACAUUAAAAUUCAUGAAUGAAGUGAAAACUGCAGGUUUCAAGGUUUAUUUGUCAAAUUUCUAUAAGCUAAAUGGCCACGAGUGUAUUACACAUGUGCACUCAUACAUGGACGUAGCCAGACCCGAAGAAAACGCCGAGGCAAAUCUUUUAUAGUUGGUCAAGGGCAUUUCUUUAGUUUUGAAUUUUUUAAAGAAAAAAGUAGCGAGGUGGUCUCUGUUAGCAGGUUGUCUGUGGCACAGGUAUGGCUGUAAUUGCAUCAUGUUAACGAAACAAAACAUGAGAAACGAAGCUGAAGGCAGUAUUUGUGCGCGCCUAACUACUCGCUAAAGUGUGAUAUUCAAUCAAACAAAUCCAAUCCUUUUAUUUAAGCGAAUGUGCACGAUUCAACAAAUAUCGGGUGCCAAAAUUCAGGAAAACUUACUAUUUUGCUGUAUUUUUGCUUGACAUGUUUUUUUUUCUGAGGACAGAAUACGUAAUUUUCGACUGUUGUGUUGUCAGUGCUCUCAUCACUUUUUGAACACCCCUCUCCUUCAAGAUUCUUUAAUAGAUAACGUUUAAUUUGUCACAUUGUCGGCUGGUAAAUAAAUGAAUGCAUUAAAACAACGCAACAUUGCUUAAGAAAAUGAUCAUGUCCUGUCGGACAUAUAUCAUCAUCAUAAAAUGUAUGUACAAUUUUCUGUUGCGCCUGCGGCGUAUGUGUGACCGCUGUCUGUCUAAAGUUUUAAUAUAUGUAAAAAAUAUAUUAUUUUGUAGUCGGUUUAGAGUUUAAGAAAGGACAAUAACCCUUUUUUCUUAAUUUGACUUUUAAUGAUAAUGAACUCAUUGUUUGUUUUUCUUUCUUUAUUGCUCACAUGUACUACGCCAUAACUUCGCAUCGUCCCAUGCGUGGUUCUGGAACAAACUUGAGAAUGCGAAGAAUUGGAACCACUGACACGCACUGGCAAAACGUAAAAGGAAUGAUUGCCUCCGGACACACGAACAUACAGAAGAUGCUUCGGGUCUUGUUGGUCGCAUUUUUAGCACCCAUUGUCAUGGCAACAAGCGAUGCUAGCCGAAAAAAGACGUUCAAUGUCAUCAGGCUGGACUCGACAGUUACUACGCAUCAGUAUCCAUGGCAACAAGCAUCGGAAUGUAUCUAUGACCAACGUUUAAAUGUCCUAACUUGCAUGGGGAACUAUCCGUACGAAAAUGUGACGACAGUGUGGAAACAAACACCGGAAAAUAUCUUAUACGUUAGUGUUAACUGCCUUACACGUGGACAGCGUCGCGGUAACACGUGCAUGUGUAAAAAAUCAGCGUCUAGUUCCCAGAAGCCCUCGGAACCGGAACUCUAUUCUCUAUGCCAGUUGACAAAUCUUGAUGAAGGGAUUCUUAGGCGUCUAGUGAAUUUAGAAGUGCUGGAUUUAUCAUUUAAUCUAAUCGAAACUGUAUCAAAACGUUCAUUUACCGCUUUAAAGAAACUAAAAUACUUAUCACUCAGUAAAAAUAACAUCAAGGAAAUACCGUCAGGAUUUCUUUGUCAAGUCAUUAAUCUAGAAUAUUUAGGGUUGAGUGAGCUGGCUCUGAAGUCUUACCCUGACAAAAUCUUUAGAUGUAAGAAUAACUUUACUAGUCUGAAGGUUAUGGACAUUAGAGGUGGAAAGUUUACUGAAAUACCAGACGACGCACUAGAUCAACUUCCGUCUCUGCAGUCCUUGGAUUUAAGUUUUACUCCAAUAACGCAGAUUAAGAAAAAGGCAUUUUCUGGUGGUAAACUGCUGGAAUUUUUAGAUUUCUCAAACUGUAAUAUUUCCAGUAUAUUUCCAUAUUUCUGUGAUUUCUUACCGCAUAUAUCGCGCUUGUAUCUCCAUGACAACAACUUUACGACUUUUGAUUUUACGACAUUAGAAAAGUGUUUGUCUUUGACUCACGUUGACCUUUCUUCAAAUACCAUAAGAACGCUAAAUGGAAACAUAUCUCACUUGAGCGCCGUCACCGCUAUCAAUCUGGGGUUUAAUGAUAUAAUUUCUUUGAACAAAACUUUUAAAGGGCUUGAAAAUCUAACAGCUUUGAUCUUAUCUCACAAUAACAUGGAAAAACUGCAAAAUGACAGUCUUGCAGGACUAAAAAAUUUAGUGAUUUUAGAUCUUUCGGGAAAUAACAUCAGUGACAGUACAAACUUCGAAACCGUCUUUAAUGACCUUGAAAGUCUGCGUUUACUUGACCUUAGUUUUAACAAUAUUGAAAUUAUUCCAGAUAAAGGCCUUAAACGUUUACAAAAGUUAAAACAUUUAUUAUUCAACCACAAUUCUAUUGUUGAGUUACGGAAAUCGUCGUUUCAUGGAUUGGAUUCUCUGAAUUUGCUCAGUUUGGAUAAUAAUCGUUUGCAGGAAUUGCCAGACGACAUUUUUCUUCCGUUCGUCCCUCGUGGUGACAAGAACGGAACAGCUUUUAGUCAUUUAACGCUGUCAUACAACAAUUUUUCUGAUAUCUCAAAUGUUAAGAAAUGGCCAUUGACAGAGUAUUUAGACAUAUCGAACAACGACUUGGCUUCUGUGCCAUCAGCUAUAGACUAUUCAAACAUGAAGACGUUAAAUGUAUCACAUAACAAACUUGUGUCUUUUUUUGGAAAGCAGGAAAAUCUGGCAGCCGACUUUGAAAACAUGAAAGAAGUUGAUAUUUCAUUCAAUGCUAUCGCUGAUAUUGACACUGCAAGACUGCAAACAAUGACAAACGUGGAAUACAUAAAUGCUGAAAGUAAUAAAUUGAACUUUGAUCUAACCGAUAACACUUUCAAAGGCAUGAAAAAUCUUAUUCGUCUAAAUUUAGCAAACAACAAUAUUCAGACAAUAGAUAACCCAUUUACGGUCGGGUCAUUUCAAAACCUUACCUUACUUAAUAUAUCAAGCAACCCGAUCCAUAAAUUAGGAACUCUGUCUCAGGGUUACUAUGGAUCAAGGUUAGAGACUGUUGAGAUGACACUGUGUAGCCUUACUACAAUCGGCACAAAUACAUUUCGAGGGUUGCUCAGUCUAAAAUAUGUUGAUCUUCGGAAAAAUUUGAUUAAAACUUUCCCGCCAUUUUUGGCGAACGUUUCAACAAAAUAUAAUUUGAUCAACAAUCCUGUCGUCUGCGCGUGUAACAUGUCUUGGUUAAAAGAAAGGUAUGUAAAUUUUACUAAAGAGGAUAAAAAGAUUUUAGUGUCUAAUUACAAGGUUCCUAAAUGUCAAGUGUAUACAGAAGAAACCGUUUACUAUCCUCAUUAUUUAUCACGUCGACAAUUUAUGUGCCCGGAAGUUAAAGAUUGUGACUCAGAGUGCGCAUGCUUCAAAACAGAACAAAAUGGCAGCAUUACAACCAUUGAAUGCCAAAACGGUUUACAAACAGUUCCAAAACUUUCUUCCGCAGCGUUGUCAAUUUUUCUGGAUGGAAACAGUUUUAAUGAAACCUCAUCACUUUCGGAAUUUCUGCUUUUUACAAAUAUGUCUGCCAAAGAACUAUAUUUGAAUAAAAGCUAUAUAUCCUAUUUAGAGACUAAAUACUUUUCUGCAUUUGAUCGUCUUGAAAUUUUGAAUCUUGCCUUCAAUUUACUGACGCUUUUGCCUAGUGGUGUAUUUAAAUCUCAGACAAUGUUGAAACACCUGUACUUGAAUGACAACUCGUUACAAACAAUUCAAGUUAAUGUCUUUGACCAUUUGUACAGUCUCCAGGAACUGGACAUCAGUGGAAACAAGUUAGUAUUUCUAUCAUCAACAACUGCUACAGAGUUAUCUGACUUGGAUUAUAUGAAAUAUUUUUUUCUUGCCCGUAAUAAAUGGGCUUGUGAUUGCUCGAACUUAGGGUUUAAAGACCUUGUUGACGAAGUGCUGCCCAAAAUUCGUGAUAGGAAACUGCUUGUUUGCGGAAAAGAUAACAGCAAAGAGAUACGUUACCUUCCCAGAUCUGAGUUCCUGUGUUCAGGGGAAGACAACACAAAUAGUUCCAAGAAAACAUUAAUUGUAGUCAUUAUUGUCGUUACCUGUGUAUUGCUGCUUUUGCUGGCAUUGUUUAUUUACUUUAGACGAGAACUUCUAUCCAUGUUGUAUUAUACAACCGGAUGCCACAUCCCAGGUAAAACCCGGUAUGCUGGUGUUCAUUUUGACGCUUACCUGACUUUCGACCCUAGCGACCAACACUGCGCUUCUUACGUUCAUAAUACAUUGAUGCCAAAGUUAAAAAACAACUCGUACAACAUUCAAACGUCUUCUGAUGUUAUUGAGGACUUAGAGGUCACUAGAAAGGUCAUCGAGGAUAGUCGCUGCUCGAUCUUUAUCGUAGAUAAAAACUUUGCAACAAACUCAUUUCUUGUGAACGCUUUUCUGCUUGCGACUGCGAGACAAAGAGUCGAGAAACGACACAAAGUUAUUUUGGUGAUACAUGGUGAUAUUGACCUAUUAACUUUAGAACCAGAACUUGUAUCACGCAUGCGCAAAGGCGAUUAUAUUACAGCUAGGUCGAGGCUUUGGUGGCAGAGGCUUGUUUAUGAGCUUCCGGAACCAAGCUGCGGUUUCCGACAUGGUUUAGACAGCGAAGAGGAGGAUGUAGUUGUCUUCAGCUCACUUGCAGAGGACCAGAGCAAGUAUGUACAAUUCUAAGUGCUGGAGGCGCAUAUAUCUCCUGUGAUUGACUGGAGACAUUUUCAAGAAUCACGCUUAAGGUGUCUAUAUCAUUGUCAGUCAUUGUGUUUCUAUUCUCGUGUUAAAUAUUAGGCUAAAUAUGCAUUGCUAUAUUGUUGCACGGAUAUCGCACAAUUGGAUGAAGACAGGCACAUUUGAACAUGGUUAAUUCCAUCACAUUGAAAAGUAAAAAUGGUGAUUGUGUUUUGUGUAAACAGGCGGAAGAGGAGCUUUUUCAAGGCAGUCCUUGACCUAUGGGUUUAAAUACAGCUUUAAUGCAAUUGUUCUAGUCCUUAGAUGAAUCAUAUGUAUUUUAGAAAUGAUCUUUCAGUUUUAUUAAAGAUCUAUUAACUGUUUUAACCUAUCUGCACACUUUUAGAACUGCUUAGCGGUGCAAAUGCACGGACUUAAAUAGUUAUAUCGUUAUUAAUGAAAUGCUAUUAUCUGUUGUUUUUUGUUUGUUUUUUUUUCUCUCUUUUUUGUACCCCCCCCCCCCCCCCCGACAACAAAGUUGUAAGGGGGGUGGGGUAUACUGGUUUCAGGUUGUCUGUCUGUCCGUCUGUCUGUCCGUCCGUAGACGCAAUCUUGUGCGCACCAUCUCUCCUCAUCCCCUUGAUACAAUUUAAUGAAACUUCACACAAGUGAUCAGUACCAACAGUAGUUGUGCAUGGGGCAUGUUAGGUUCUUUCAGAAAUUUUUUUUGCAGAGUUAUGGGACUUUGUUUUUUGUUACUAUACUAUAUACAUGUACAUAGACACAAUCUUGUGCGCACCACCUCUCCUCAUCCCCUUGACACAAUUUAAUGAGACUUCACACAAGUGAUCAGUAACAACAGUAGUUGUGCAAGGUGCAUGUUAGGUUCUUUCAGCGACAAAAAUUGCAGAGUUAUGGGACUUUGUUUCUUGUUAACAUACUAUGUACAUACAGUCUGCAUAUGCAAUCUUGUGCGUGCCUAAUCUACCGAACCCUUGCACACAAUUUAAUGAAACUUCACACAAGUGAUCAGUACCAACCCUAGUUGUGCAUGGUGCAUGUUACGUUCUUUUAGAUAAAUAUUCUGCAUAGUUAUGGGACUUUGUUUUUUGUUACUUUACUGUAUACAUACAGUCUAUAUACAUACAGUCCACAUAAUUAUGCAAUCUUGUGUGCGUCAAAUUGCAAUGUACUGUGUCAGUGCAUGCGGGGGGUACAUUCAUCACCUUUAGUGAUAGCUCUAGUUUUUAUUUGUUUUAACCUAAGAUCUGUACACUAGAGUAUUACACUCGUUUUAUGAGAAUCAUAAUGACGUAUAUUUUUUAAAGUUAGAUAAUCUAGAGCUUGUUAACUAGCCAUAUCGUAAUGUUAUUAUAUAUUUUGUACAAAACUUUUCCUAUGUAACUCAUGACAACUGUGUGUUAUGUUAUGCUUCCGGCUGUGAUUUGAUAAUCAUUUGAAAUGUUUUUAUUGACAUGCAUUUACCUGAUUUAUGUAUUUAGUUUCUGAAUCAUGUCGUGUGUAUUAUACCCAAGACAUCUUAAAUGGCUUAAAUUAAAUUGCUUACGUAUAAAGGAGCAAAUCUCUAGCCUAGAUAUAUCAGUGCUAUUAAAGAUGCAGUUUCUAUGGAAUGUCACAAUAAGCUGUUUCUGGAAUACGAAUAUAAGUGGAGGUAAUUUACCGAUCACAUUGCUUAUGUAUAAAGGAGCAAAAUUCCAGCCCAGUUACAGCGAGGCAAUUAUAAUGAGCUCUUUCUGGUGUACAAGUUAUUAUCCAUGCCCGAUGGAGUUUGAUCAGUUUGACUACGAGGAAAAUUUAACUAAACAUUUAAUCCGGCUGCAUCUUGGUAGAUUAAUUGAAACAGUCCCUACAGUGGCGCCAACCAUGAAAACAAAUGUGAGUUGUUUAUGUCAUAUACUUGUAAGAUAUUUGUGUUCCCCAUGUAAUUUUUGCAUCAUUUAAAAGUAUUACGAAAAUCUCGUUGUAGACAAUAUGCUUUUUGCUGUCUACUUGUUUUUACAUGUACAUUCCUAUUUUUUGCCAAUUGAAAUGAAUUGUGCCUCGAAUACCGCACAUUACAAUGUUCAUAAUAAUGAAAUACUUUGCUUUUUUUCCUGAAGGUCCAUCAGAUAAUAAACGUGCAAAGAAA
Messenger RNA from Mercenaria mercenaria, 8424 nucleotides. Its product is annotated as toll-like receptor 6. NCBI's taxonomy places the organism in Eukaryota, Metazoa, Mollusca, Bivalvia, Venerida, Veneridae. Gene Ontology annotation, biological process: signal transduction. The record is from RefSeq and is a predicted model, not a curated record. Gene Ontology annotation, molecular function: protein binding. Bases 2520 to 6281 code for a protein of 1253 amino acids. The transcript has 2 exons.